Caenorhabditis remanei is the source of this 2850-nucleotide messenger RNA. RefSeq lists its product as uncharacterized. Bases 1 to 2850 code for a protein of 949 amino acids. Gene Ontology annotation, molecular function: calcium ion binding; protein binding. The record is from RefSeq and is a predicted model, not a curated record. The transcript is spliced from 8 exons. Lineage: Eukaryota; Metazoa; Nematoda; Chromadorea; Rhabditida; Rhabditidae.
AUGGCCAUUCCGGUCCAGGAAGCUCUGUCAAGACUGUUCAAGUCGGAGAUUGGGGCUGCCCACUAUGACCUCAUCAAAUAUCACAGAGAAAACGAAUUGGCUGAUCAAGACGUCGUCACCGAAGAAUCAAGACGUCUCUUGGGAAGACUGAGCAACCGAAUCCCAUUGCUUGAUGAAAUCUUGGAGAAGUCGGAGGACUUCCGUGUUGUCAACACUGCGAAUCUCGUCAAUGGCUUUGUCAACACAAUUCGCAUGGCUACCUUGGAGCUAGAAAACGGCAACCUUCAAGAGACUAUUCGCAGAAUCGGUCGUAUUCACAAUUUCACCACUCAAAUCAUCCGCCAACUUCAAGCCAGCACCACACAAGCUCCCGUCACCAAUACAACAUGCGACCCGGCAAAAGAAUUCGACUGUGGGAUCGGAAGUCUCAGAUGCAUACCAGCCGAAUGGCAGUGCGACAACAUAGCGGAUUGCGACAAUGGAAAAGACGAGUUGGGAUGCACGUAUGCCCAUCACUGCGGCAACUCCUUCUUGUUGUGCAAGAACACACGAUGUGUGGCCGGCGAAUUCAAGUGUGACGGAGAGGACGAUUGUGGUGAUGGCAGUGAUGAGCAACACUGUGAAUACAAUACUCGAAGAUUGCGAUCAGGUCGUCCCGCUCCUCCUCCUCUGCCAAACACGUUUGUCGGUCAUAACGGACCAGAAUGUUUCCCGCCAAGAUUGCGAUGCAGAUCAGGACAGUGUAUUCAGGCUGAUCUCAUUUGUGAUGGACAGGCCGAUUGUUCCGGAGGUGACGAUGAAGUCAACUGCACGAGAGGACCCAUUAAAGAGGAAUGCCGUCACGGAUACGCUCUCUGCUUUAGUGGCGACGUUUGCAUCCCGAACAACUUCUUCUGUGAUGGAGACAUCGACUGUGAGGAUGGUUCUGAUGAGCUCAAUUGUGAUAUCAACGUACCAAGCGAAGAGCAAUUCCUUUCGGGACAAGCUGACCAUAUGCAUGCCUGCUCUGCAGCUGGAAAGUUUGCAUGUGAAACAAAAGGAACCGAAAUAACUGUCUGUAUUCCAAUGAACGCGACAUGCAACGGUAUCAAGGAGUGUCCAUUGGGAGAUGACGAGUCUCGUCAAUGUUCGGAAUGUGCCAGAAAACGAUGUGAUCACACCUGCAUGAACACACCUCAUGGCGCCAGAUGUAUCUGUCAAGAAGGAUACAAACUCUCUUAUGACGGUGUUAGUUGUGAAGAUGAAGACGAAUGUGCCACGCAUGGACACAUUUGUCAACAUUUCUGUGAAGAUCGUCUCGGACCGUUUAUCUGUAAAUGUGCCAACGGAUAUCAAUUACAAGAGGAUGGACAUUCAUGCAAAUACGAAGCCACUUCUACUUCCGAAGGAUAUCUUUUCAUCAGUUUAGGAGGAGAGAUACGUCAAAUGCCAUUGGCCGAUUUCAGCGACGGUUCGAACUAUGCUCCUGUUCAAAAGUAUGCCGGACACGGAAACAUAAAAUCAGUCGACUUUAUGCAUCGCAACAAUAAACUGUUCAUGGCAAUUUCUGACGAACAAGGCGAGCCCACUGGAGAAUUGGCAAUGUCAGAGAACGGCUUGUUGAGAGUUCUCCGUGAAAACGUCAUCGGAGUUGGAAAUAUUGCUGUCGACUGGAUUGGUGGCAAUCUAUUCUUCACACAGAAAUCUCCUUCACCAAGUGUCGGAAUCUCGGUGUGCAGCAUGAAUGGAUUGUUCUGUCGUCGAAUCAUUGAGGGGAAAGUUCACGGACAAACCUAUCGUGGUCUCGUCGUUCAUCCGAUGCGCGGUCUCAUCAUUUGGAUUGAUUCCUACCAGAAGUCUCAUCGUAUCAUGAUGGCGAACAUGGAUGGUUCUCAAGUUCGAAUUCUUCUUGACAACAAAUUGGAGUCACCAACGGCUCUGGCUAUCGACUACGUUCGGACAUUGAAAGUACAAGAGAUCACUCAUCACCACUCGAGUCCUCACAUCAUCCACACAUUCAACCGUUUCCCAUAUGGUCUUGCUGUCAAUCACUCUCUCUAUCAGACUGGUCCAUCAACCAAUCCAUGUCUAGAGCUCGAAUGUCCAUGGUUGUGCAUUUUGGUGCCAAAGAAUGAUCAAAUCACUGCUGCCAAAUGUGUCUGUCCAGAUGGUUAUACUCAUUCAAUCUUGGAUAACACGUGCAUCCCACCAACAACUAUUGACGAGGAGAAGAAGCUUGAAAAGCUUUCUCAUGUCGGAGCAGCGUUGAUGGCCGAGAAUUGUAAAGCCGGUGUGGCGUGUCUGAAUGGAGGAUCGUGUCGCGAACUUCAGAAUGAGCAUGGAAGAACUCAUCGCAUCCUUUGUGACUGUGAGCAACCAUACGAUGGUCAAUUCUGUGAACGUCUCAAUCCGGAAAUGCUAGCUGCAAUGGAAGAAGAAGACACGUUUGCCGGACUCAUUGCUCUUCUACUCAUCUCUCUCCUCAUUCUCGUCGUUGUUGGAUGUGUCGCCUUCUUCUGGUUCGCUCAACGAGAAUUGACAAACGAAGUGAUUUCCACUGCUCGUGUUCAUGUUGACAACAUGGCUCGGAAGGCUGAGGACGCUGCAGCUCCACUCGUCGACAAGUUGAGAAAGGUCACCGAUAUGCAAAGAAGUACAUCACCAAGAGAAGGAUGUCAUUCGGCAACAAACGUCAACUUCGUCACUGAUGAGACAACUGCCGAGAAGAGAGUUCGAAUGCAAACUUCACCGUCAUCCUAUGGCAAUCCACUCUACGACGAGAUUCCGGAUGUGCCGUCUGGCUUCACGAUAUCCACGUCUGCACCAUUCGCCGGCAUCAUCCGCUUCGAGGAUGACAACAGCUUGUUGUGA